AUCAUCAUCAACAAAAAAUACUGUAUCCAGUGAUUCUUUGCUGGAAUGUAUCAAACAUAAUUAUAACAAUUUAUCAAAACAAUUAGCGAAUUUAAAAGGCCAUAUCUGCUGACAUUCCCAAAUCCUAUCUGAAAUAAAAAAAUAACAGUACUCAGCUGUUAGAUUUCAGUUUAUUAACAGAUCCUGAAGGAAAUCCAAUGGUCCAAAAAUUAGAAUUUCCGCUAUCAACAAUGGAAGAUAUUAUUUGAUAAAUUCAAUGAAAAAUUAAAAGGCGAAAAAUAUAAAAAUAAAAUGAAUAAACGUAUAUACUUUUCUCUUGAUGGAAAAAAUACUUUUACCCGUAAUAUGGGAAAUAUAACUCGUGUUUAUAUAACAAGAGAUGUCAUAUGUAGCAGUUAAAGCAACUUCAAAAAAAAGUUUUCAAAGACAUGACUUUUUCACUUCUAUAAAAAAUGAUAUCAUUAAGAAAAAUCAGAAAAGUCGCCCUAGUCGUGCUCGUGGACGAGCUUCCGGAAACAUCAGAGAUCGGGUCCGUGCUGGACGCAGGGAGCGCACCGUUCGUGGUAGAGAUGCUCGUUAUCAACUACUAACACUAACCGAGAGCUAUAACGGACAAAGUCAGUCGCGUUCAGAGUCUCCGACGCACAUGGAUAUUUCUCACUUACGCGGACGUUACCAUUAUCGACAAAGGUCAAAAUCGAAAGGACGACCUUCAUAUCUAAGAGCCACAUUGUUCUCUCGCAGUCAAUCUAAUUUGAAAAUUGAAAACGAUUAUUUUUGUGGGACAGCAGCGUUAUUGCAACAAAGAGAAUAUGAUCGGUUUAGACGAGAUACCAUGAGCUGUCGAGGAGGCCGUGGUAGACGCAGGGGACGUGGUGGUCGUGGUAAAGGAGCAGAUCGAGGUCGACCGCAAUCACGAGCAGAAAACAACAACAAACAGAGUCGGUCUCAUUCACGAUCUCCAUUGUCCAGAAAUAAAUCCCAAAUACGUGGACGUUCUCAAUCGCAGACGAGAUCAAAAUCGCAACAGAGGCGUUUUUCUUAUACAAGAACUAGAUCAGCUUCAUGUUCUCGAUCAAAUUUAAGAAGCUUCACACUAAAAGAUAGGGUUGGACUUGAAAACGAUAGCUUAGGUAUCUCAGCACUAGAGCGUCCAAAUAGAGGAAGCGCUCAAAGAAGACUUAGUCGAUUCGAUUUAUAUCAACAAGGUGUGCAAAACACAUGCGGUGAAUAUGACUCCAGAAGGGGACCGGAAUGUAUUAGGUCUGUUGGAUUUCGGCAAACCAGAAAACAUCGUGGAAGGCUUGUCAAUCGUGGAGUAACUAGAAAGUUUGUACAUAGACAAAUUCUGAACUCCGAACUUCAAAAAAACAUUGCAAUACUUCAAGAAAAAUAUUGUAAUACAAAAGCAUUAAUGGAAAUCUGCAGUGAAAUCAACUAUACUCCUACACCGGCCGUUACACUGAAAACUCUUCACCAAAGAUUCACUACAUUACAAAGUACUUUAAAUUAGCACUAAGAGUAUAAAAUGUACAUAUAAUUACAAUUUAUGUUAAUUAAACAACGCUUUCAGUGAGAAUGAGCGAGCGAA
Molecule: messenger RNA, 1591 nt
Organism: Melitaea cinxia (Glanville fritillary)
Lineage: Eukaryota; Metazoa; Arthropoda; Insecta; Lepidoptera; Nymphalidae
Exons: 5
Coding region: 380-1513 (377 amino acids)
Source: RefSeq, a predicted model, not a curated record